GAAAAUAAAAAAUAAAAAACAAAGUCCCCCCAUCCCACCCCAGCCUUCUCCCAUAAGAUUGCUUAAUGCCGCGGCCUCUCUUUUAGUAGACAAAAUUGGGCCUUCUAAGUACUUGUAUUUACUAGCGCUGCCACUGUGGUGGGUUUCCGGCGACGGAUAGAUGGAGGCGGGGGUAGCGACGACGACGACAACGACGGAGUCGUUUAGGUCGAUACUUGAUAAACCCCUCAGCCAACUAACAGAAGAAGACAUUUCUCAGCUCACUCGGGAAGAUUGUCGAAAAUUCCUCAAGGAAAAAGGAAUGCGGAGGCCGUCGUGGAACAAAUCGCAGGCGAUCCAGCAAGUAAUUUCACUCAAGGCGUUGUUGGAGAGCAACGAAGAUUCCGGCGCCGGAGCUAUCCGGAAGAUCCUCGUUUCUCCACCAUCACCGUCAGUGCCUCCGCAAAAUGCAGCGGCGCGUGUGGCUUCCAAUUCAUGUGAUUCAGUAAAAGAAGCGGUUGUCGGAGAAGAAGGAAGCCCGUAUCGGCGAAAAGAUCCUCCUUUGAAACCUUCUCCGGUGGGGGAGAUAAAUUGCCUUGGCGGUGACACGGAUAACAAGAAUCUCUCUCCUAGAAGUCCAUGUGAAUCAAAUGAGUUGGGUGGGCAAAUGACAAUUUUCUACUGUGGAAAGGUCAAUGUGUAUGAUGGAGUACCACUUGAUAAGGCACGGGCAAUCAUGCAUCUGGCAGCGACUCCUAUUGAUUUUCCUCAGGACAAUCAAUGUAGUGGAAAUGCAGCCCUUAGGUCCUUUAUGUGCCAUGUCCAAGCAGUCGGUGACAAAAAUGGCCUUGUUGCUUCUACUGCCUUGAACUCUCAUACCAUGCAAACAGAGAAGUUGACAGAAUAUCAGCAUCAGUUUAGGGAAAAAGGAAAUAUCGCUCGUGACGCUGAUGUAGAUGGGCAGGUGAACAGAAAAGUAUCAUUGCAGAGAUAUCGUGAAAAGCGAAAAGACAGGGGAAGAUUUUUUAAGGGCAGGAAGAAUACAGGACAAGCUUCCUCUAGCUUGGAGAUGUACCUGAACCAUCAGAUAAGAACUCACAACUCAAAUGGACAAUCAAGCCGGAGCAGCACGGGUUCUCCACCACAGUCUGGAUUGCCACAUGCAUUUUGUAGCUCAGCUGACAACCAAGCAAAACUUGUGAAUCUUUCUGUAGAUCUCAAUGACAAAAGUGUUCAAGAACACUGAAUUUAAUGUGCUUUAUACGUCAGAAUAUAUGUGGACUUAAGGAAAGAGAUAUGAUCUUUAGGUGCAUUACCAUAGCAGACAUAGAAGGGAAGAAAAAUUAACCUGAGAGCCUUCUACAUUGCUGCCUAAUAUAUGAUUUGGCUUUGUAAGGGGUUGAGAUUCUCACACGGAGAAUCCUCUUUUGAAUGGUACGAGUUUUCACAAUCCUCUGAUCAAUUUUGUACCUUGUGAAGCUUAGGACCAUCUUCGGGAACAACUUGUUUCGGAUGUUCGGAUCUCUUUGGCUUGAGUUAUAGAGCCACUUGUAGCGGCAGCGCUUUUCUUCGUUAUAUGUAAAUUUUUUGACUUACCUUUGGCUAUAUGCUAAUAGCUAAAGCUUAUUGUACCACUUGAACUAGCUCUAUUUCCUAUUAACCACUGUCAUCAUAUCUAUAUCGUGCUUGUUACUUUCAAUUUCAGAUUCCGACUCAAUUUGGGUUA
Molecule: messenger RNA, 1705 nt
Organism: Theobroma cacao (cacao)
Lineage: Eukaryota; Viridiplantae; Streptophyta; Magnoliopsida; Malvales; Malvaceae
Product: protein TIFY 4B
Biological process (GO): response to wounding; regulation of defense response; regulation of jasmonic acid mediated signaling pathway
Cellular component (GO): nucleus
Source: RefSeq, a predicted model, not a curated record